AUGGCACAGAACUCGUCCCCGGGUUUGGUCCCGAUCAUCAAUACCAGCGAUAAAGCAGGCUUCUCCAAAAUCUCCGAAGAUGACGAAUUUGAAGUCUCCUCCCCCACCGAUUUGACCUUCCGACAGUCGAACUCGGGUGCUGCACCCUCGGGCAGCUCUGCGUUCGGAGGCAGUGCAUUCGAACCCCACGGCACACACACCGGCGCCUCGCUAUUUAGUCGGAGUCCGUUCCAGGAAAACCAAGGAGAGGAAGGCGAGCAGGAAGGGGAGCUUGCCCCGCUUCCCACGCGAUCUGCACAGCAUGGAUUCCCCAGUAAUUAUGCGCUGGGCCGACGCACCUCUGUCUCCGCCGAAUCACUAAAUCCCACCGAGGCCGGCUCGGAGAGCUGGUCGCCCCCGCACCACCCCAAGACCGAAGAGCAAAUUUCUCGGCUCAAGAGCGCCGUCAGCAGCAACUUCCUCUUCUCUCACCUCGACGACGACCAAUUCACCACCGUCCUCAAUGCCCUCGUGGAGAAGCCCAUCCCCGCCAAGGACAUUAAGGUCAUUUCCCAAGGCGAUGCUGGUGAUUACUUCUACAUCGUGGAGGAUGGUAACUUCGACAUCUACAUUCACUCUUCGGGCUCCGUGCAGCCCGGCCCCGACGGUCUGGGUAACAAGGUCGCCUCAACUGGCCCGGGUGGCUCGUUUGGUGAGCUGGCUCUGAUGUACAAUGCUCCGCGUGCCGCGACGGUCAUUUCCACCGACGCCAAGAGCACCCUCUGGGCUCUGGAUCGUAUUACCUUCCGUCGCAUCCUCAUGGACUCGGCAUUCCAGCGCCGGCGCAUGUACGAGGCCUUCCUCGAGGAAGUUCCUCUCCUGUCAUCCCUGAAGUCCUAUGAACGUUCCAAGAUUGCCGAUGCCCUCGACACAAUCAAGUACUCGGCCAAUUCUACCAUCAUCCACGAAGGCGACCCAGGUGACGCUUUCUACCUCCUCGAGUCCGGCGAGGCCGAGGCCACAAAGAAUGGCGUCUCCGGACCAGUCAAGAACUAUACCCGAGGCGAUUACUUCGGCGAGCUUGCGCUGCUGGACGAUAAGCCUCGUCAGGCGAGCAUCACGACUAAGACGGACGUGAAGGUGGCGCGGUUGGGUCGGGAUGGAUUCAAGCGUCUUCUCGGGCCUGUGGAGGAGAUGAUGAGACGUGCUGAGUAUGAGUUGGAUGCGAGCAAGUCACCAGUUUCCAAAUGA
This is a messenger RNA of Penicillium brevicompactum, 1230 nucleotides long. Its product is annotated as cyclic nucleotide-binding domain-containing protein. Gene Ontology annotation, cellular component: cAMP-dependent protein kinase complex; nucleus. Lineage: Eukaryota; Fungi; Ascomycota; Eurotiomycetes; Eurotiales; Aspergillaceae. The coding region runs from base 1 to 1230 and encodes 409 amino acids. The transcript has a single exon. The record is from RefSeq and is a predicted model, not a curated record. Gene Ontology annotation, molecular function: cAMP-dependent protein kinase regulator activity. Gene Ontology annotation, biological process: regulation of protein phosphorylation.